AUUCCUUACUCUCUCUCCUAGUAUUUAAGAAGUGGCAACAACAACCAAACAAAUAAAUAAAAUGAAACUACCAUCAUAUCAUAUGGAUUAAAUAUCAUUAUAAAAUAUUUUGUUUAUUCCUAAUCUCCCGUCUCUCCUUCUCCUAUAAAAUCACCAACACAAAAGCCUUCAAAAAAUUUGCAUAAUCUGACUCCUAAAUCAUCUCUCCCUUCACGCACAAACACCAUCAUGGUAGAAACCAGAAGCGGCUCCUCUUCUUCUUCCAAGCGCUCUCUCUCUUCACCUUCUGCCCCCAACAUGAAACGAUCCAAGGUGUCAGAGGAUUACUCACCCACCAACGUGCAAUCUGUGGCUCCAGCAAGCGAAUCUGGGGAACCGGAACUACGACCCUCUGAUCUGCCAGUUACGGCUUCGUUGAAGGGUGUGGAUGAUUGUGACAUGGAAAAGUCUCCUCCUGAAGCCGAGGUUUUGGUGCCACCCCAGUAUGUAGGUGUACCUGCGGAGAAUUUGGCUGGUGUAGGAGCUGCACCUAGUCGGUUGAAGAAACAUAAUGUGAAAUUGAGUCCCAAGACUGCGUGGGGAAAGCUCUUAUCUCAGUGUUCUCAGAAUCCUCACGUGUCCAUGAGUGAACCUAUCUUCACUGUCGGUCAAGGUGGAAAUUGUAAUUUAUGGCUUGAAGAUCCCACCAUUGUUGGUGUUUUGUGCAAGUUGAGCCACAUAGAGUGUGGAGGUUCAUCUGGUGCACUACUGGAAAUAACAGGGGGCAAAGGUUUUAUUCACGUUAAUGGGAGGAUUCAUAGAAAGAAUGCUCGACUAAUUUUAAGUGGAGGUGACGAGGUUGUCUUUGGUUCAUCUGCUAAGUAUGCUUAUAUCUUUCAGCAGCUGACGAAUGAUAAUAUUAGUACUGCUGAUAUACCUUCUGUGAGUAUUUUGGAAGCCCAGAGUGCUCCAAUAAAUGGAAUGCAGGUUGAAGCUAGAUCUGGCGACCCUUCUGCUGUUGCUGGAGCAUCUAUAUUGGCCUCUUUGUCUAAUAUUCGUAAAGAAUUAUCUCUCCUUCCACCUACUGCUAAAACCUGCCAGAAUGUGCAACAGGACACUGACAUUUCUUCACUACCUUCUGGCAUUGGGGAUGAUAUCCCAGUCAAUGACAUGAAGGAUACCACCGAUAAUGAUGAACCAGCUGGAGAACUUUCUGCUGAGAAAACUGUUCUUGCAUCCUCUACCACUGUUAACAAAAAUCCUAGCCUUGACACAGUGGAUGUUGAUACCAAUAUUGAUGCAGAUGUUGGGAAGAUGACUGCUGCUAGAUGCGAAUUAAGACCAAUACUGCACAUGCUUGCUGGUUCAUGUCCUGAAUUUGAUUUAAAUGGCAGCAUUUCCAAGAUAUUGGGAGAGCAAGGGGAAUUAAGAGAACUCCUUAAAGAUGUUGAUACCCCAACAGUGUUGGCAUCCACCAAGCAGCAAGCAUUUAAGGACAGUUUACAACAGAGAAUUCUCAAAGCUGAUAAUAUUGAUGUUUCAUUUGAAACUUUCCCAUAUUAUCUAAGUGAUACAACCAAGAACGUUUUGAUAGCUUCUACAUUUAUCCAUUUGAAGUGCAAUGGCUUUGGAAAAUAUGCCGACCUUCCAUCAUUGUCUCCGCGGAUAUUGUUAUCUGGUCCUGCAGGUUCGGAAAUAUAUCAGGAGACUUUGUCCAAGGCACUUGUGAAGCAUUUUGGUGCCAGGCUACUAAUUGUGGAUUCUCUUUCACUGCCUGGUGGAUCAUCGGCAAAGGAAGUUGAUUCUGCCAAAGAAAGUUCUAGGCCUGAAAAACCAUCUGUGUUUUCUAAGAGAAAUGCUCAGAUUGCCGCAUUGCAGCAUAAGAGACCCACAUGUAGUGUCGAUGCUGAAAUUAUAGGUGGAUGCAAACUAAAUACUCAGGUUAUGCUGAAGCAAGAGGUUUCUACUGCAUCAUCAAAAGGCGCUACCCUCAAAAAGGGUGAUCGAGUAAAAUUUAUUGGUAGCUUUCCUUCUGCUGUCUCAUCGCUACCAAAUAAUAUUUCAAGGGGACCGAGCUAUGGCUCCCGGGGCAAAGUUCUCCUGGCUUUUGAAGAUAAUGGGGCUUCAAAAAUUGGGGUUAGGUUUGAUAAAUCAAUUCCAGAUGGCAAUGAUCUUGGUGGCCUUUGCGAAGAUGAUCGUGGGUUCUUCUGUUCUGCAAAUCAUUUACUACGGGUAGAUGGCUCUGGAGCGGAUGACCUUGGCAAAGUUGCAAUUAAUGAAAUUUUUGAGGUUGCAUCAAAUCAGAGUAAAAGUGGCGCACUUGUGUUGUUCAUUAAAGAUAUAGAGAAGGCAAUGGUUGGCAACUCUGAAAUUUUAAAAAGUAAAUUUGAAAGCUUGCCACCAAAUAUCGUGGUAAUUGGUUCUCACACCCAGUUGGAUAAUCGUAAGGAGAAGACUCAAACUGGCGGCCUUCUGUUUACCAAGUUUGGAAGCAAUCCGACAGCACUACUUGAUCUUGCUUUUCCGGAUAACUUGAGUAGACUGCAUGAUAGGAGCAAAGAAACCCACAAAGUCAUGAAGCAACUUAAUCGCCUUUUUCCAAACAAAGUGACUGUACAGUUGCCUCAGGACGAGGCUUUACUUUCUGACUGGAAGCAGCAGUUAGAUCGUGACAUUGAAACUAUGAAAGCUCAGUCCAAUGUUGUCAGCAUUCGCUCAGUUCUCAACAGAAUUGGAUUGGUUUGCCCUGACCUUGAGACUCUUUGCAUUAAAGACCAUGCCCUAACAACCGAGAGUGUGGAGAAGAUCAUUGGAUGGGCUAUAAGUUACCAUUUUAUGCAUUCAUCUGAAGCUUCUACAAGAGAUUCUAAGCUUGUAAUAUCUGCAGAAAGCAUUAAGUAUGGACUUAACAUUCUACAGGGAAUUCAAAAUGAGAACAAGAAUGUGAAAAAAUCACUCAAGGAUGUGGUUACUGAGAAUGAAUUUGAGAAAAAACUACUUGCUGAUGUUAUUCCACCAACUGAUAUUGGGGUCACAUUUGAUGAUAUUGGAGCUUUAGAAAAUGUGAAGGACACCUUGAAGGAAUUGGUCAUGCUUCCUCUUCAGAGGCCUGAAUUGUUUAGUAAAGGGCAGCUGGCCAAGCCUUGCAAGGGAAUAUUGCUUUUUGGGCCCCCUGGCACAGGAAAAACAAUGCUUGCAAAGGCUGUAGCAACUGAAGCUGGAGCAAAUUUUAUUAACAUUUCAAUGUCCAGCAUAACUUCCAAGUGGUUUGGUGAAGGAGAAAAAUAUGUCAAAGCAGUCUUUUCUUUGGCCAGCAAAAUUGCUCCUAGUGUCAUUUUUGUCGAUGAGGUUGAUAGUAUGUUAGGAAGGCGUGAAAAUCCUGGUGAGCACGAGGGCAUGCGUAAAAUGAAGAAUGAGUUCAUGGUUAAUUGGGAUGGUUUGCGAACAAAAGAUAAAGAACGAAUACUUGUUCUUGCUGCUACAAACAGACCUUUUGAUCUUGAUGAAGCUGUUAUUAGGAGGCUUCCACGAAGAAUGAUGGUUAAUCUGCCAGAUGCUCCAAAUAGAGAAAAAAUUGUCAGUGUUAUUUUGGCAAAAGAAGAUUUGGCACCUGAUGUUGAUUUUGAAGCAAUAGCAAAUAUGACUGAUGGAUAUUCAGGGAGUGACCUAAAGAAUAUGUGUGUCACAGCAGCUCACUGCCCAAUAAGAGAGAUCUUGUUGAAGGAAAAGAAGGAGAAAAACUUGGCAUUAGCUGAGAACCAACCUUUACCUGGGUUGUGUAGCAGUAGCGACAUUCGUCCCUUAAAGAUGGAGGAUUUUAGAUAUGCACAUGAGCAGGUUUGUGCUAGCGUGUCAUCAGAUUCAAGAAAUAUGAAUGAACUACUCCAAUGGAACGACCUCUAUGGAGAAGGUGGAUCAAGAAAAAUGAGAUCUCUGAGCUAUUUCAUGUAAAGCUUCAUGUAUAGCAUUUAUUGGUUAGGCAAUUCUUCUAUCACCUAAGUGGUGUGUGUAACAAGGUCAGCAGUGAACGAUUGAUGUGAAAACCCCAUCAUUGGCUCUGCCUUUAUUGCUGCCUCGAAAUUUUUCUAAGUGUAAUUCGUUUGACAAUUUCACUGGGAUAGCUUAAUUUUAGGUCCCCUUUCGAUCCAACUCUUUUUCUUUCCCAUUAUUCUUUCCCCGGGCUUUAUCGGGCACCCGGUGGGCUUUAUCAUGUACCCGGUUCUUGUCUUUUGGCGUGUAAAUAUCCAGUUAAGUUUAUAAUAGAGAUUAUAGAUCUCAAAUAUAUUUAGACAAA
Cajanus cajan (pigeon pea) is the source of this 4273-nucleotide messenger RNA. The record is from RefSeq and is a predicted model, not a curated record. NCBI's taxonomy places the organism in Eukaryota, Viridiplantae, Streptophyta, Magnoliopsida, Fabales, Fabaceae.